AUGCUCCAAUCCGCUCUCCUCCCCACCUCCCUCUUCCAAGAUAUAAUCACCGACCUAUCCUACAACUACUACGGCACUUCCCUAGCCGUAGCCAGCGCCGACCACCGUGUGCGCAUCUUCUCUCUUUCCGCAGAGCCUUCCGUCUCCGCAGCCCCAGGCAUAGGCACAGGUGCAGGCACAGCGGGGGGCAGCUCCGGAGGCUGGGAAUUGGAAGACGAGUUCAAGGCACACGACGCUCCCCUUACGCGGGUAUCGUUCGCCCACCCCGCUUUCGGGCCUUUACUAGCCACAGCAGCGUUCGACCGUACAGUGAAGAUAUUCGAAGAUGUCCCUUCCCGCGGAGCGGGGCAACGUUCGCGCUGGGUCGAGAGGAAGGUUUUUACGGAUCAGGGAGCGAGUAUCAGGAGUCUGGAAUGGGCGCCUGAGGCUCUGGGGCUGAAGUUGGCAGGUGUGGGAGCGGAUGGAUGUGUGAGGAUUUGGGAAUGUCUUGAUUUGCCUAGUUUGGAAGUGUGGGAAACGAGGGAGGAGCUGGGGAUGAUGGGGUUGUUUGGCGAGGGGGUGGUUGGUGCGGGAGGGGAGGGGGUGAGAGAGGGCAGGCUGGGGGGAGUGGGAGUGGGAGGGGAGAGGCAGGCGGCGACGGGUGGGUGGGAGACGGACGCUGGGUGGGCGCUGGCUUGGUGUGCCGAGAGAUGGUGGGGUGAUGUUCUGGCUGUGUGUUGUGCGAACCAGGGGUGUGUCAAGAUUAUGCAGUUCCCCGGCGGCCCUGCGAGGCCAGUAACUCUAACGACGCUCGUCCCCCCCACGCCUCCUACGCCUGUACCCCUCCCCGCCCCCCUACCGCGAAGGAAAGCAGAUCACUCGCACUCCCCCCUCCCCCUCCCAGCAGCAGUAGAAGAGCCCCCCCGUACGCCGCUGACGAGCGUAGCCUGGGCCCCGGCGUGUGGGAAGAGCUUCCAUCUCCUGGCGGCGGGGAGCGAAGCCGGGUGCGUGUAUCUAUGGAAGGUCGUACCCGGGAAGGAAGGGGUUCAGGAGGAAGAUAGCUGGAAAGCGGAGCUUGUUGGGGAAUUUGAGGAACAUGGAGGCAGACCAGUCGGACGCGUACAGUUCAACCCUACGGGAACGAUCCUCUCCAGCGCUGGGGACGACGGGCGUAUCCGCCUGUGGAAAGCGAGUUUUACGGGUGUGUGGCGGGCGAUGGGGAGUGUGUGGGCUACGCCUGGUGAUGAGGAGGAGGAAGAGGAUGAGGGAGAGGAUGGGUAUGAGAGUUGAGGGGUUGUUGUGUGUUGUGUGUUGUUAUAAUUGAUGUCCUUGGCGGUUGGUGUCCAAUUUAUAAUGUCCAA
Molecule: messenger RNA, 1340 nt
Organism: Dacryopinax primogenitus
Lineage: Eukaryota; Fungi; Basidiomycota; Dacrymycetes; Dacrymycetales; Dacrymycetaceae
Product: WD40 repeat-like protein
Exons: 3
Coding region: 1-1269 (422 amino acids)
Biological process (GO): cellular response to amino acid starvation; positive regulation of TORC1 signaling
Cellular component (GO): nuclear pore outer ring; Seh1-associated complex
Molecular function (GO): protein binding; structural molecule activity
Source: RefSeq, a predicted model, not a curated record